ACGUUUAUUUUUUGUUUUAUUAGUAACGUUUAGUUUCACUUACUAACGGCCUUUCCAAUAGCAUCUGAAUAUGGCUGAUCUGACCGCAAUAUUUGAAACUGCUGGCAAGAAAGAAGGCGUACAGGCAUGGCGAAUAGAAAAAUUGAAUUUAGUGGCAAACGCCCAAGCAUUGCUGGGAAAUUUCCAUGUUGGAGACUCGUACAUUGUUCUGAAGACCAUUGAAGCUAAAUGCGGAAAAAUGCGAUGGCAUCUUCAUUUCUGGCUGGGCAGGGAAUCGAGUCAAGACGAACGUGGAGCAGCAGCGAUAAUAACUUGCCAAAUGGAUGACUACUUAGGAGGAGAGCCUGUUCAAUACAGACAAACACAAGAACACGAAAGUCGUGAAUUCAUGGCACUUUUCAAAAACGGAGUCAAGUAUUCGCAAGGUGGAGUAGCAUCUGGAUUCAAGCAGGUAAAAACAAACGUCAGUGAAUCGAAACGACUUCUUCAUGUCAAAGGUAGAAGAUCAGUUCGCGCGACAGAAGUUCCGAUGAAAUGGUCAAGCUUCAAUCAAGGAGACAGUUUUAUUCUCGAUUAUGGAAAUGACGUUUUCCAAUGGAAUGGAAAAGAAUGCAAUAUGUUUGAAAAACUAAAAGCGGACAACGUUGCCAGAGCCAUAAUUAGCGACGAAAAGGGAGGAAAGGGAAAACAUACGAAAGUCGAGCCAGAAGACAGAGUACCGGAUAUUAUGCUGAAGGUUUUGGAAGGAUCCCCAUCCGAUAUUCAACCGGCGACGUCAGAUGAUAUCAAGGUUGAGGAGAAGAAGGUUCCCGCUUCUUUGUAUCACGUGAGUUCGGAUACGGGAUCUCUUAAGGUCACAGAAGUUGGAAAAGCUCCGUUCCAACAAGGAGAGCUGAAGAGUGGGGAUUGCUACAUUCUUGACAACGGAUCACAUGGAAAGAUUUUUGUGUGGAAAGGCAAGGGGGCAAGCAAGGAUGAACGUAGCGGUGCACUUAAGAACGCUACUGAUUUUAUCAAAGAUAAAAACUAUAAAGACUACACCAACAUUGAGAUGAUGGGAGAAGGAUCUGAAAGCAUCAUGUUCAAGCAAUUCUUCAAAUCAUGGAGAAAUAAAGGCGACACCAUCGGAUUUGGGGAGAAAUACAGCGAAAACAAGAUUGCCAAGAUCCAGCAGAUCAAAUUUGACAUGAAAUCUCUGAGCAACUCCAAACUGGCGGCAAAGUACAGAAUGGUCGAUGACGGAACUGGAAAGCUCGAAAUCUGGCGUGUGGAAGAUUCUUUGAAGCCAGUUGACAAGUCCAAAUAUGGAAUUUUCUUCUCGGGCGAUUGUUACGUCAUGUUAUACACGUAUAAAGUUGGGAGAAAAGAAGAAUAUAUCAUCUACUUCUGGCAGGGAUCACAUGCAACACAGGAUGAGAUCGCAGCAUCUGCUUUCUACGCCGUAGAGAUGGACAAGAAAUACGACGAUCGUCCUGUUCAAGUACGCGUGGUUCAGGGUAAAGAACCUCCCCAUCUACUUAGUUUAUUUGGAGGAAAACCAAUGAUUAUAGUGUCUGGUGGAAGAAGCAAAGGGAAGAAUGAUAGCGGAAUUGAUGAAACCGCCCUUGUUCAGGUGUUCUGUACAGCUACAGGAGGACGUGCCAUUCAAGUAGCUACAUCCGCUCGUUCUCUCAAUUCCAAUGAUGCUUUUGUGCUGAAAACUAAAUCUGCCAGUUAUGUAUGGGUUGGACGAGGAGCAUCAGAUGACGAAAUUGCUGCUGCAAAAUACGUCUCAGACAAAAUUGGUGGUUCAAAUUCGCCUGUGAUAAUAAAAGAAGGAUCUGAAGAUUCCAACCUUUGGAAGAUUCUCGGCGGAAAGCAGGAGUAUGCUAGUCAUCCUAGACUGCAAGAAGAAUUAACCGAUAAUCCAGCAAGGCUGUUUGGAAUCUCAAACGCUACGGGACGAGUCAUUGUAGAUGAAGUUCCAGGGGAUUUCACACAGGCUGACUUAUGUGAGGAUGACGUCAUGAUGUUGGACGUUUGGGAUCAAGUUUUUAUUUGGAUUGGAAAAGGCGCGAACGAACAAGAGAGAAAAGAAGCACCUAAAUUGGCCGUGGACUACAUUAAAAACGAUUCGCGAAAACGAGAUCCCAGAAUGUCAAUUGUUACUAUUACUCAAGGAAAUGAACCAUUGUUGUUUACCGGAUUCCUCCCUUCGUGGGAUCCGACUUUUAAAUAUGGAAAAACAGAUUAAUUCUACAGAAAAUCAAUAUUAGCAUUUCGCCAGAGUUUAUAGACUGAAAUAUUUUACAAUUUUAUUGUUAUUGUUAUCCGGGACGUUCGUUUACGUAGUCAUUCUCAUUGUUGAAGUUGAGAACUGUUCGUAAUUAAAUAGUUUACGCUUUAUUAUGUAAUUUAUUCAGUACUACCUUGUAUUUCUAAAUAUAAUUAGAGGUUUUAUAUUCUCAAUCAUUUUGUAAAAAUCUCAAUUAAAUCAGGAUUGAUAUUUGGGGUAAUGCAGCAGGAUUGCGGAAAAUUGUUUUUAAUUUUGUUACUAUUGCUUCACGUGUUAAAUAAUUCCCAUGACUUUUAUAUAUUUACUGUUAAUAUGAUGUUUCCUUCCCAAUUUAAACAAAAAAUUUCAAUUUUUCUAUUUUUAAUGUGGAAAAUUGCUCAAAAUAUUGGUAACAUUUGGUUAUGUAACUUUGAUCAUUUACUUCGGAUUGCUAUUCUGAUUAUUUUGUAUUUUGACAAACAUUUAAGUCUCCCGACCCAUUUAAUACAAUUGAGGAUGGAAUAAUGAUAUCAAUAUGAUCUUCUUUAGUUUUUGUUUUGUUUUAAUUUCGUGAACGUACUAUUACAAUUUGAUGGUAAUUUUAUUCGAAGAAAUCAAAUUAUUUAUCAUAGUUGCUUACUGCGUGAAUUAUUUUUAAGAACGUUGUCGCAUCAUCUAAAAUAGUUUUCCAUGGUAUACUCUCUAUUAAAUUCUCAAACAAAAUAUCCAAUUCGUUCAUAUAUUAGCGAGCUAUUGCAAACCUCUUUUGGCAUUGGCUAAAAUUGUAACUACGCUGAACAAUCGACGUCAAAGCUUACACCAAUACACAAUCGCUGAAUUACAUUCACUUUUCGAUCAUAAACUAGGAAAUGGGAAUAUUAAUAAAUAGUAUUUUAGAAAUCCUAUACAGGAUUCUUUAUAAUUGAUUUUUAUCCGACGAUUUUCGAUGUAUAUUAGUCGUACUAUUGUUGUAAUAUUGUGCACUAUUAAUUACUAUCUUUAUAUUCUUAUGUAACCAGUGACAUGGAUGAAUAUUUCAAAAUUUUAUCACAGCUUGCAGUUGUUUUGAUCAAUAUAACUCAAUAUGAGAAAUUCUAA
This is a messenger RNA of Styela clava, 3352 nucleotides long. The record is from RefSeq and is a predicted model, not a curated record. Lineage: Eukaryota; Metazoa; Chordata; Ascidiacea; Stolidobranchia; Styelidae.